GACUUGUCUAUCCACAUGCCACUCGCAUCUGUGUGGCGGUCCGUGAACGCAUCACAUUCCCCUUUUCUUCUCACUAUCAGACGAAGGGGCGGAAACGUAACGACGACUCACAAUAAAAUCCACACAAGCACGUUAUUAGAAUAUUUAUACACGCAUUGUGCACAAUCUUGGCUGAGGUGGAUAUUUGAAAAAUACAUUUCACCGAACACCGCUGGUCCCCGGGUCUCCCUGAUGAGUAUGAGCCUGACUACUGAGCCCCCCAACGAUGCUGCCCCUGUCACAGAAGAGAGCAAAAUGGCGACAGUGGAGAAAGACAAGAAGCCGGAUGACGUUGUGGCAGCAGCAGCAGCAGCAGCAGCAGCAGCUCCAUCGGCACCAGCCACAGUGGCAGCAGUAGCAGAGGAGGAAGAGGAGGAAGAAGAAUAUGUAGUGGAAAAGGUCCUAAAUCGGCGGGUGGUGAAGGGGAGAGUGGAGUACCUGCUCAAGUGGAAAGGAUUCUCGAAUGAAGACAACACGUGGGAACCCGAGGACAACCUGGACUGCCCCGAUCUGAUCGCAGAGUUCCUGCAGUCCCAGAAGACGGCACACGACAGAAAAAGAACGGGGGGCGAUGCAGACGGAGACGAAAGCAAAGCAAAGAGGAAAAAAGAUGAUACUGAGAAGUUACGGGGCUUUGCGAGGGGUCUGGAUCCAGAGCGAAUAAUUGGAGCCACAGAUUCCACAGGAGAGCUCAUGUUCCUCAUGAAAUGGAAAAAUUCAGACGAGGCAGAUCUGGUACCAGCAAAGGAAGCAAACGUCAAAUGUCCGCAGGUGGUCAUCUCAUUCUAUGAGGAGCGACUUACCUGGCACUCGUACCCCACCGAAGAUGAGAAAAAGGAUGACAAGAACUAGCACAGGGCCAGAAUAAGGCUGACUUUUUAGAGUUUGUUGUACUUUUUUGAUGGCAGGCGUGAGCAAGCAAGAUGCUUUUGGACUUUUGGUGUAGCAUCAUAAGGAUAUAUCUGAAUGAACAGGUCUCAUUUGUGCAGCCAGAAAAAGCAGUGAUCUGACGGUUCAUUUUGAUUUUUGUGGUUUUAUUCUUUCAAUGUGCCAUGUUUUAUUACUUUGUGCCUUUCGAGGGCAGAACUGUUCAUCUUCAUCAUCACUAUGCUUGUUGUGCAGUUAUGGACUUCUCAGUGAUAUUUUGUGAACGUUGUGCAUUUCCUGUCUUGCUUGUCCGUUUUGGAGAAUAAACCUUUUAGUUACUAUU
Molecule: messenger RNA, 1249 nt
Organism: Synchiropus splendidus (mandarinfish)
Lineage: Eukaryota; Metazoa; Chordata; Actinopteri; Syngnathiformes; Callionymidae
Gene: cbx1b
Product: chromobox homolog 1b (HP1 beta homolog Drosophila)
Exons: 6
Coding region: 16-891 (291 amino acids)
Biological process (GO): negative regulation of transcription by RNA polymerase II; chromatin organization
Cellular component (GO): pericentric heterochromatin; nucleus
Molecular function (GO): chromatin binding
Source: RefSeq, a predicted model, not a curated record